CAGGAGGUCAUAAGGCAAACCAAAGCAAAGGAAAAAAAAAGAAGUUAGGUUCAAGAAGAAGAAGAAGAAGAUGCAUUCAGCGAAGGAAAAGAUCAGCGACAUUGCCAGCACGGCCAAGGAGAAGCUCAACAUCGGUGGAGCAAAGGCACAAGGCCAUGCGGAGAAGACUAUGGCUAGGACUUCAGAAGAGAAGAAGAUGGCUCACGAGCGAGAGAAGUCUAAGGAGGCGCAGGCCAAGGCCGAGCUCCACGAGUCUAAGGCUGAGCAUGCGGCGGACGCUCAGGUUCACCGCCACCACCUUCCUGGACACACCGCCUACCCUAGCCGAACCACGGGAGCUGCUCAUUACCCACCGGGACAGAUCUAAAACUAAGCUAUAUUAAGACUAGCGGUUUAGUUUGCUUCUGUAGUAUGUAUGCUUUUAUGUCCUUUCUAAUAAAAAUAAAGUGAAUUAUCUUGGUUGAUUCCUC
This is a messenger RNA of Brassica rapa (field mustard), 470 nucleotides long. RefSeq names its product late embryogenesis abundant protein 18. Gene Ontology annotation, biological process: embryo development ending in seed dormancy. Lineage: Eukaryota; Viridiplantae; Streptophyta; Magnoliopsida; Brassicales; Brassicaceae. The record is from RefSeq and is a predicted model, not a curated record.